Messenger RNA from Zerene cesonia (dogface butterfly), 3376 nucleotides. RefSeq names its product WD repeat and HMG-box DNA-binding protein 1 (gene Ctf4). The coding region runs from base 278 to 3088 and encodes 936 amino acids. Gene Ontology annotation, biological process: DNA repair; DNA-templated DNA replication; mitotic cell cycle. Lineage: Eukaryota; Metazoa; Arthropoda; Insecta; Lepidoptera; Pieridae. Gene Ontology annotation, molecular function: chromatin binding; protein binding. The record is from RefSeq and is a predicted model, not a curated record. Gene Ontology annotation, cellular component: nuclear replication fork. The transcript has 16 exons.
GAUUUUUCCCGCGAAAAUCUUCUGGGCAUUAAUAAACUCUAUUAGUUAUUAAAGUGAACUUGUUAUAAUUGUUGUUCUCUUUAACAACAAGUAAAAGUAAAUUUAAAAUAGACAUUAAAAUAUUAGACUAUUUCAAUUAAAUAAUUGUAAAGCAUUUAUACAUUUUCAAGUUACAAUUGUGUUACGAAUAUUUAAGGAAAAUAUUGUAUCAUUGCUGCGAUAAAUACCUUAAAUAAAGUGCUUUCAAUAUAACAUACUGUAAACACAUGUUCUUAAAAUGAAAGUGGAGAGCAAACCUCUUCGUUAUGCACAUGCUGAGGGGCAUACUGUUGUUUGUUAUAGUGAAGAUGGCAGGCACAUAGUAACUUGUGGUCAUGAUGGAGAUGUAAGAGUAUGGGUAGACAUUGAAGAUGAUGACCCCACAUCACAUUGUGUGGGAGAAAGUGCUUUAGCAGUGUGUUUCAAAGACAAGAGACUAUAUGUAGCGACAGAUAAUCAUGCUGUGCAGGCAUACACAUUUCCUGCUUUUGAUAAAGAUGGUAUUAUUACAAGGUUUACUGCACCCGUUACACAAAUCAUGUCUUCACCUAAGAUUGAGGCUCUUGGCUGCACUUCAGAAAACAUGGAAGCCAAAAUUUGUAGUUUGGAGGGUGGCGCACCAUUAUUUGUUAUGUCAGAUCAUAAAGGCCCAGUCCUGAGUAUAGCAAUAUGUCCACAUAUGAAAUAUGCAGUCACUGCUAGUGGGGAUGGUGCUAUGAGAGUUUGGGACAUAGACACUCAGAAAAUGAUCAAGGAAGUUUUAUGUGUGCCUAAAAUUAAUACUUUUUAUGCAGCCAAAGUAUUGUGUCGAAUGGAUUUUGAGCCCACUGAGGGAAAACAUCUGGCAUAUCCUAAUAAUAAAGAAAUAAUUUUAUUAGAUUGUGAUACUUGGAGUCAAAGGAUGACAUUUAAUCAUAAUUUAAUAAAAUGUGCAAUAUCUCAAUGUCUAUUCUCACCAUGUGGGCAAUAUUUAGCUGGUAGCACAGUGGCUGGUCAGAUUGCCGUGUGGGAAGUGGAAUCAGGAACAUGUAUGGGAAUCAUUGAACAUCCCACUUCACAUAAUGUUUCAUCAAUGGCCUGGAGCCCUAAAGGUAAUGGAGUAUUAGUAUACUGUGAUGUUGCUGGUCAACUGGGAAUGUUAGUUAAUUGUUAUGGAAAAGAUAGCUCUAAAAUGGGUGAAGGAGAAUCUGAGGAUAUCGAGACAGUUGAAAGAAUGGAUGAUAAUGACGAAAUUGUCGAUGAUCUAAUCCAAAACUAUGAGAGUGAUGAUGACAAUGCAAUAUCCCUGGAAAAGAUAAAGAAUGAAACACUUGGUUUAGUUGAGGAUUCUCGUCCAGAGUCUCGUGUGACGGUGGCAGCUCCGGCUUCCUCUGUGCCUCCUCAACCUCCGUUCCAACCAUCCUCUACACCUGUACACCUUGAACAUAGGUAUAUGUGCUGGAAUGAUGUUGGAAUUGUGCGCUGUCAUUCUGGUGAAAAUGGAGAAUCCACAAUUGAUGUGGAAUUCCACGAUUCCAACCUGCAUCAUGGAAUUCAUUUGAAUAAUUAUUUAAAUCAUACUAUGGCCAGCCUAUCUAGUAAUGUACUGGCUCUAGCUUGUGAAACGCCUAGCAAACUAGUGUGCAUAUCGCUAAUAGGUAGCAGUAAGGAGUGGAGUGUGUCCUUACCAGAUACAGAGGAAAUACUCUGUGUGUCUGCAGCCGGCCUUGUUGCUUGUGCUACUAAUGCAAGGUUAUUGAGAAUCUUUACCCCUUUGGGAACUCAGAGACAGGUGCUAUCAUUAUCAGGCCCCGUGGUAGCUCUAGCAGGAUUUAAUACGACAGUAUUUGUGGUCUAUCAUCAUACUGACCCUGGGCAGUCUGAUCAGCAUCUAGCUAUGGACAUUAUUGCGUUUAAUGGUCGGCAAGUACGCAGCAAAACAGUCCUUAUGCCGCUCACACCUGGGUCUAAAUUGGCUUGGCUCGGAACGUCGGAUGUAGGCUCACCCUGCACUUGUGAUACUACGGGCUUGGUCAGAUUGUAUGACGUCACGAGCGGAGUAUGGAUGCCGAUAUGUGAUACUAGUAACCAUGCUAAAGGAUCGUCUGACUCGUGGUUUAUUGUUUCGGUAAAUGAGCAAACGCAAAAAGUGUGCGCCAUAUUGUGCAGAGGUGCGUCGUUCCCGCUCACGGCGCCGAAACCAAUUGUUGUUGAACUGCCGAUUCAGAUCCCACUGUGUGAGUUGGAGACAGAGAAAAGUCAGUAUGAAGAACAAUUGGUUCGUUGGGCGCACACUGCUUCCGAAGUGGAUGUUAAGGUCGCUAGAGAAACUGCGCUCAAAUUGUUUGCUCUUGCAUGUCGCAGUGAAAUAGAACAAAGGGCCUUGGAACUUAUGGAGUUACUUAAAGACGACCGCCUCCUUCCGUUAGCCGCCAAAUACGCAUCACGUCUUGGCCGAAUGCAUUUGGCCGACAAAUUGUCCAAUCUGGCCGAAACGUGGGAGCGAGAUGCCGACAGGAUGAAUGUCGCUCAAAAUUCACAUUUCCAAGAAUUAGACACACAAGAAACGUAUGACGUCACGAGCACGGAACAAGAUUUGAACGCAAGCCUUAUUUUGCCGCAAAAGACCGUUAAGAAGAAAGUCGAAACUGUCACACCUAUAAAACCAGUUCCAAUAAAAUCAUCACCGGGUGGAGCUCGGAACCCGUUCAAAAAGCAACAAGAUUCCGCCAAAAGUACGCAAAGUCCUCUAGCUUUAACCGAACGCACUUUAGUGGAAGUUCACUCUACAGCUGAGCAAACUGAAAAUGACGAUCCACUGAAACCUUUAGAAGGGGAAACAUUCGUAGAUUGGUUUUCGCGAAACAAAGCGUCUCUAGAACAACAAAAUCCUGAGUUAACACCGUCUGAACUAACUCGACAAUGUAUAAGGACCUUUAAGAGUUCGCAGAGUAAACCCACGGAAAGUAGUCAGAAGCGUAAACUCGAUGAAAGUAUGGAAGACACGCCAGUUGCGAACGCGCCAAAACAAUCCAAACUUAGUGCCUUUGCUUUUCAGAAGAAAAAUUAAGUGUUAUUUAUAAAUUUCAGUGAUAAUUAAAUUUAAGUCGUCCUCAAUAACAUCCUAAAAUGUUUACAGUAUACAAAUGAAGGAUUGUUUUUAUUUUAUAGUAUUUUGGAGGUCAUUUUAAGGAUAUUGAACGACAUAACAGUUAACUCCGUUGUGCGAACGUUUUUUUAUAGGUACGCAAUGUUUUGUGAUGUGACAUAAACUGAAGUGUUAUCAUGUGUAAUAGUCGUUUGUUUUAGACACUGAUAAUGGAAAUGAAAGUUUUUAUAGAUAUGACUGUUUAAUUUA